AUGGUUCGCGUCAACUUCCUCAUUGCCCUGGCUCUGGCCACUGGCUCUCUGGCUGCCUCCAACUGCCAGGCAAAGGACAACGCCUGCCGCACUGCUCCCAGCGCCAACAUGGCCCAGUGUGCUGCCGAUAAGGCGGCCUGCUGCUCGACUGCCUACGACGACUGCCGUGGUGCUCCUAAUGCCAACAUGGCCACUUUCCAGUACAACUCUUGCCGUGUCGGGCCCGAUGCGAACAUGUCAUCCUGUGUCGCUGAGCACGCCAGCUGCUGCUCGGAUGCCUUCGAUCUCUGCCGCGGUGCCCCCGGUGCCAACAUGGCUCAGUGCGCUUCUGAGAACGCCGCCUGCAAGAACCAGAAGUGA
Molecule: messenger RNA, 360 nt
Organism: Penicillium mononematosum
Lineage: Eukaryota; Fungi; Ascomycota; Eurotiomycetes; Eurotiales; Aspergillaceae
Exons: 2
Coding region: 1-360 (119 amino acids)
Source: RefSeq, a predicted model, not a curated record